AUGGUUAAAGGACACGGUAAACAUCAAUCAAAGAGAUUUGCUGGUAAAAAGGAGAAAGCACCAAAAAUAUCAAAAUACAUUACAAGAACACAAGCCAUUAAACGAUUGAAUUGCACAAUGGAACAGUUCAGAAAGAUUUGUAUUUUAAAGGGAGUAUCACCAAGAUUACCUAGUAAAGGACUAAAUACAUUAACACAAAAGAAAACGUAUUACCACAUUGAUGAUAUUAAGCCAUUAGUUAAUGAUAAAGUAACACUUAAAAUUAAACAAAUUCGUGCAUUUAAAAAACAUAUUAGAAAAUUAACAGCUCGAAAAGAAUUUAAAACUAAAGAACAAUUACUUAAAACUAAACCAGUUAUUGAUUUAGCAUCAACUAUUCAAGAACGAUAUCCAACAUUCCAAGAUGCAUUAAAUGAACUUGGAGAUUGUUUGUCAAUGGUAUUUAUGUUUGCAUCAUAUAGAGUUUCAAAAGGAGAAAAAGCUGAAGCA
Entamoeba histolytica HM-1:IMSS is the source of this 489-nucleotide messenger RNA. RefSeq names its product pescadillo homolog, putative. The record is from RefSeq and is a predicted model, not a curated record. Gene Ontology annotation, biological process: maturation of LSU-rRNA from tricistronic rRNA transcript (SSU-rRNA, 5.8S rRNA, LSU-rRNA); ribosome biogenesis. The annotation marks the transcript as partial. Gene Ontology annotation, molecular function: RNA binding. NCBI's taxonomy places the organism in Eukaryota, Evosea, Mastigamoebida, Endamoebidae. Gene Ontology annotation, cellular component: PeBoW complex; nucleolus. The transcript has a single exon.